AUGUCUUCGGAUGCUCCCCCGCCUCUCGGUGAGCGGCUACUCGGCCUAGCCGAGCCCGCAAUGCUCAUGGCCUGGGCUAUGCGUCAUUACAUCCGCGUGUGCGGCGAGGCUGUUUUUAAAAAUGGCCAGGUCCUCGCACCUAUCUCGCGGACCAAAGAGCUCCGCGACAAAGCCUUUGGUCAAUUCUGGGUUGAAUUUACCAGCACGCCAUCGCAGCCAACAACACCCCCAGUCGCCGACUCGGGAGAAGAUGAAUUCAACCCAACAAAUAACAGGAAUUCCUCAGCCCUAAUCCCACCUCUCCUGAAAACCGCUUCUGGGAUAGCCCUGAGCAUUGGCCCAGGCACAGGAACCCAAAUGCCCCUCCUCCGCUCCCCAGCCAUAGAAAAGAUCUACGGCUGCGAGCCCUGUCACGGUCUCCACGACCAACUCCGCGCCAAAGCCUCAGCCGAAGGUCUAGCAUCCAAGUACCACAUUCUCGGCUGUGGUGCCGCGGCAUCAGAAUUACUCCCUGCCUUGCGGGAGACGAAGACCAGAGUUACGGCUGCCUAUGACGAAGAUGCGAAAAAUGGGAUCUUCGAUACAAUUCUCUGCGUGCGUGUUCUCUGCUCUGUGCCGGAGAUGGAGAAGACCGUUGGAGAAUUGUAUGGAUUGUUGAAACCUGGUGGGAAGAUGCUUGUUACGGAGCAUGUUGUUAAUCCGUGGAGGAGUGCCAAGGGUUCUUUGCUUGCUAGGGUGAUGCAGGGAGUUUAUAUGCUUUUAGGAUGGAGUUUCUUCGUUGGGGAUUGUUGUUUGGACAGGGAUACAGAGAGGGCGUUGAGGAGGGUGGCAGAUCGUGAUGGCGGAUGGGAGAGUGUUGAUAUUCAGCAGGAUUUUGCUUGGUCCGCUAUGACCUAUAUUUCGGGGACUUUGGUGAAGAAGGCUUGA
Molecule: messenger RNA, 927 nt
Organism: Penicillium maclennaniae
Lineage: Eukaryota; Fungi; Ascomycota; Eurotiomycetes; Eurotiales; Aspergillaceae
Product: class I SAM-dependent methyltransferase
Exons: 3
Coding region: 1-927 (308 amino acids)
Source: RefSeq, a predicted model, not a curated record